AGCUGCUCUGGUUGAGGAAUCUCCCCGCCGGCAUCACCGUGGGAUGUUGGGCAAGAACCAGCAGCGUUAGCUGGAGCUGUUGGUUCUGCUGGAGCUGCUGGAGCUGCUGGGGGGUCACUGUGGCCCGGCGAUGCCGGCGUGGCGUCCGCUGUGGUGGGCCGACCUGUGAAGCAUCAUGAAGGUGGACCUGCUGACCUGCUUGGCGCUCGCCGCCACCGGCCUGGUCGCCGUGGCGACCAGCGGGCGCAGCUCCGGCCGCUGGAGGCACCAGGAGGUGUUCCUCCUCGGGGAGAAUCGCAAGUUCAUGUUCGGAGGGCGUAUUGACUACAAGCUGAAGAGGCAGGACAGCACGAAGACGCUGCUGAUAAAGAGCGAGCAGCUGCUGAGGAUCGAGGAGCACGACUUCGCCAUGAGGCCGGGCUUUGGAGGCGCGGCGUUCCCGGUGGGCAUCGACGUGCAGGUGGAGAGCAUCGACAGCAUCUCAGAGGUCAACAUGGACUUCACCAUGACUCUGUACCUGCGUCACUACUGGAAAGACGAGCGGCUGGCGUUCCCGUCGCGGACCAAUCAGAGCCGGACGUUUUUUUCUUCGAAAUGGAGGAGCAGACGGGAGGAAGGAGGCGGACUGCCGCGGCUUGACACUCACAGGAGUGCAACAACUCCAACGCACACCGGAAGUCAACAAAAUCUCUCUGUCCUCAUUAUUAUGGGAUAUCGCCCUGCAGGCAUCACCAUGGUGCUCACCAUGUCCACCAUCAUCACCGGAGUGUCCUCCUCCAUGCCCCAGGUGUCCUACGUGAAGGCCGUGGACGUCUACCUGUGGACCAGCUUCAUGUUCGUCUUCCUGUCCGUGAUCGAGUACGCGGCGGUGAACUACUGCACCACCCUGGAGGAGAUGAGGAAGAUGAAGAGGGGCAAGAUCCCCUCCACCUUCAACGCCAGCCAGGCGAUGGCCUUCGACGGCUGUUUCCAUGACAACGACGUGGAGCUGACCCCGUUCGCGGGCAGCUCGCCGCCCUUCCUGACCUCUGACCCCCUCGACGCCCCGGAUGCGCGGCCCCGCGAGGGGACCCGCCUCCGCCGGCAGCGGUCGGUGCGCGAGAACGUGGACCUGUUCGUCAGCAACAGUUACGUCAUCGACUCGUACUCGCGCCUCGCCUUCCCGCUGUCCUACCUGCUCUUCAACACCAUCUACUGGAGCCUGUACGCCUGAGCCGGCCAGAGAGCAUGCUGGGGGAUUGAGUCACUGCUCGAGGAACUCUUUGUUUAGGACUGACUCGUUAUGUAUUUAUUUUAUUAAACUGUACACGUGACUGUUA
Pseudoliparis swirei is the source of this 1319-nucleotide messenger RNA. Its product is annotated as gamma-aminobutyric acid receptor subunit rho-3. The record is from RefSeq and is a predicted model, not a curated record. The transcript is spliced from 8 exons. Gene Ontology annotation, molecular function: neurotransmitter receptor activity; extracellular ligand-gated monoatomic ion channel activity; GABA-A receptor activity. NCBI's taxonomy places the organism in Eukaryota, Metazoa, Chordata, Actinopteri, Perciformes, Liparidae. The coding region runs from base 176 to 1213 and encodes 345 amino acids. Gene Ontology annotation, biological process: chemical synaptic transmission; regulation of membrane potential; monoatomic ion transmembrane transport. Gene Ontology annotation, cellular component: neuron projection; GABA-A receptor complex; membrane.